CAUUUACUGUUGCACUAAUUUUAAUUUCUAAUCUUAAUUUCGUCUUAUCUUACAGACUAAAUAGGGCAAAUAAGUGUCCUUAACAGAGAUCGUUUUAAAUGGUAGAAUAACAGUAAAAGAUUUUUAUUUCAUUUUUCAAACUAGAAAACGGAUCAUAUGAUGAAUGCAUGAUAAAUUGUGUCACAAUUAUUGGGAAAAACUAAAAACUGGAUUUUAGAGUAAACAUAAAGCUUUGGAUUUGUGACUGAUGAAUUCCAUUUCGGUAACAAAUUUGUGCCUUCUUUUGUUAGGAAUAUGUUGUUUUAAAACAGUCAGCGGACAAAUUGGCGGAUGGUCGAAUUGGAGAUGUGAGAAAAUAGGAGAUAUUUGCUAUCGAACUCGCACUUGUAAUUCAUCCAUUGAUUUCAAUUGCCCAACUAAAUCUGAAGUUAAUCAAACCGCAUGCCCAUGUGUUGCAGACACAUCUUCUGUAAGCGGACAUGAUGGUGUAUGGUCUGAUUGGAGGUGUGAGCAAACUAAAGAUAAUUGUUUUAAAAUUCGCACAUGUAACUCAACCAUUGAUUCCAAUUGCCCGAAGAAAAAUGAAAUACAUUUUAUAAAAUGUCCCUGUGAUGCAGAAUGGACGCAAUGGGGCAAUUGGGCAUGUACUCAAAACCAAGAUGUAUGUCUGAAUAUACGUCAGAGAAGUUGUAUACGUGGAUUUAAAGAAACUAGUUGCUCUGAGCUUCAUGGCAAAGACUUUGAAACGGUCCAGUGUGAUAGUGAUAAGCCCUGCAAAAAUUUUUCUUCCGUUAGCAGUCAUGAUGGCGGAUGGUCUAAUUGGCGUUGUGAGGAAGAUGAGAACAAUGUUUGCUAUAAAAUUCGCACAUGUAAUUCAACCAUUGAUUUCAAUUGUCCAGAUAAAAGUGAAGUAAAUAUCACCACAUGUCCUUGUGUUGCAGAAUGGUCGCCAUGGGGCAAGUGGACAUGUACCCAAAGCGGAAAUAUAUGUUUGAACAUACGUCAGAGAAGUUGUAUCAGUGGAUUUACAGACCAAACUUGUUCAACUCUUCCAGGGAAAGACUUUGAAACGGUUCCAUGUGCAAAUAACAUGACAUGCACAAUAACAAAUACAACACCUACAACUCAAGUCGUAUCUACAUCUACAAAGGCAAUUACAACAACAACACAGAAACCAUUUAACUUACCAGAUGCAACUGCAACCACUGCGGCAGUUAGCCUAGGUUCAAAGUACUCACCUACCAAAGACGCUACUACAAAUAUAUUCAUGGUGUCAACAAUUUCAAGUCAGAAACCCGCUUCUACACCUGCUGCGACAUCUAUGUCGAUGCCUUCAUCUACACAACUCGAGCCGACGCCAUCUACUCCAACAACCGCGUCAUUGACUAUGACAUUACAUCAAACAACCAUUUCAACAAGCACGUCAUCCAGUAACCCGUUAAGUGCAAGUAAACCCACGGUAGAGUCGUCAUCAGCUUAUAUUUACUGGUUUGAAUGGACGGGAUGGGAAUGCAAAAAUGUCACUAUAUGUUUGAUGUCUCGCACACGAAAUUGCUCCACGUAUAAUCCCGCUGAUUGUGAGGAGAAACUUGAAGGGAAACAUUUCCAAGUGGAACCUUGUAAGAAAGAAAUAUGUCCAGUAACUUGGUUGGAAUGGAGUAGUUGGACAUGCAGAAUAGAGAAAGGUGGAUCGUGCAACAAAACCCGGUCUAGAAAAUGCUCAACUGGUUCUGAUGCUCAGUGCGGAUUUGACUCUCUUCAACGUGAACAAUGUGAUGAUGUCACGUGCCCCGAACUGACAAAACUUGGAAAGCUUGGCUAUUGUAAGGACCUCGACAAUUCCAAAUGUUCUGACGCCGACUCAUGCGAAAAUCAAAGCAUACUGCUAAUGUGUUUAGCAGAUGCCCACGUAGCAAGCAAGAUUUGCCCAAAAGCAUGUGGCUGUUGCCAUGUUGAUCCUGAAUGGUCACGUUGGAGUAAUUGGACGUGUGAAAGAACAAAUACUAUGUGUAGAAUGAAACAGAGUAGAACAUGUUCUACUGGAAAUACAACUGAGUGUGAGGGCAUAUCAGUAAGAGAGGCUGUUUGCGAUGAACGUCUUUGUCCAGAACCAACAUGGCAGUCCUGGAGUGGCUGGGAGUGUCAAUUAAGGCAAAAUAAUACAUGCAAAAUGAGUCGUUAUAGAAAAUGCUCUGAUGAAGACUUUUGUAAUGGAGAGAAUCAUGAAGAAGAUGAAUGCUCAAGCGAGGUGUGUCCAGAUUUCGUGGAUUUUAAAGUUGACUGUAGUUUGCAUAAUACUAAAUCUGACGCAUGCGUAGAUGGAGCAGGCUGUCACUACUUUAAAAACACCCCGAAAACAUUAUGUGUUGAUGAUGCAGCGGCAUGUCCCGUAACUUGUGGCUGUUGUAUACCUUCUAUUUCGUCUGUUGACAAAACAACCUCAGCACCAUCCAUCGUUAAUGGUUCAAAUGGAACAGGCUCCGAAAAUACAACAAACAUUACAAUUGGCGUGACUACACAAAACCCAUCUGGAUCCGGCGGAAAUGGUUCAAAUGGAACAGACUCCGGAAAUACAACAAACAACACAAUUUGCCUGACUACACAGAAUCCAUCUGGAUCCGGUGGAAAUAGUUCGAAUGGAACAGACUCUGGAGUUAUAACAAACAACCCAAUUGGCGUUACUACACAAAAUCCAUCUGGAUCUGGUGGAAAUUGUUCAAAUGGAACCGGCUCUGGAGUUAUAACAAAUAAGCCAAUUGACGUGACUACACAAAAUCCAUCUGCAUCCGUCGGAAAUGGUUCAAAUGGAACAGACUCCGGACUUACAACAAAUAACCCUAUUGGCGUGAUUACAAAGAAUCCAUCUGGAUCCGGCGAAAAUAGUUCGAAUGAAACAGGCUCUGGAGUAACAUCAAAUACCCCAAUUGGCGUUACUAUACAAAAUCCAUCUGGAUCCGGUGGAAAUGGUUCAAAUGGAACAGGCUCCGGAGUUAUAACUAAUAACACAAUUGGCUUGACGACACAAAAUCCAUCUGGAUCUGGUGGAAAUGGUUCAAAUGGAACAGGCUCCGGAAUAUCAACAAAUAACCCCAUUGGCGUGAUUACACAUAAUCCAUCUGGAUCUGGCGGAAAUGGUUCGAAUGGAACAGGCUCUAGAUUUACAACAAAUAACCCUAUUGGUGUGACAACACAGAAUCAAUCUGGAUCCGGUGGAAAUGGUUCAAAUGGAACGAACUCCGGAGUUAUAACAAAUAACCCAAUUGGCGAGGCAACACAAAAUCCAUCUGGAUCCGGUGGAAAUGGUUCAAAUGGAACAGGCUCCGGAGUUACAACAAAUAGCCCUAUCGGCGUGAUUACACAAAAUCCAUCUGGAUCCAGCGGUAAUGGCUCGAAUGGAACAGGCUCCGGAAUUACAACAAAAAACCCCAUUGGCAUGACUACACAGAAUCAAUCUGGAUCCGGCGGAAAUGGUUUGAAUGGAACAGGCUCCGAAGUAACAACAAACAACUCAAUUGGCAUAAGUACACAAAAUCCAUUUGGUUCCGGCGGAAAUAGUUCAAACGGAACUGGCUCUACAGUCACAACAAAUAAUCCAAUUGGGGUUAUUACACAAAAUACAUCUGGAUCCAGCGGUAAUGGCUCGAAUGGAACAGACUCCGGAGUUACAACAAAUAAACCUGUUGGCGUGACUACACAGAAUCCAUCUGGAUCCGGCGAAAAUGGUUCGAAUGGAACAGGUUCCGGAGUUACAACAAACAACCCAAUUGUCGUUACCACACAAAAUCCAUCUGGAUCCGGCGGAAAUGGUUCAAAUGGAACAGGUUCCGGAGUUACAACAAACAACCCAAUUGGCAUAACUACACAGAAUCCUUCCGGAUCCGGUGGAAAUGGUUCUAAUGGAACCGGCUCUGGAGUUACAACAAAGGACCCAAUUGCCUUUAUCACACAGAAUCCAUCUGGAUCCGGCGGAAAUGUUUCGAACGGAGGUACAACAAAUAACCAUAUUGACACGACUAUACUGAAUGCAUCUGGACCCGGCGGCCCCAUUAGCGUUACUACAAAAAAUCCCUCUGGAUCCGGUGGAAAUGGCUCGAACGAAACAGGCUCCGGAGCUUCAACAAAUAGCCAAACAGUAGCGCCAACUCCGUCACCUACCAAAACAACAACAACUACUCAAAAACAGCCGCACACACCAACACCUGCAGCAGUUACGUGCAAUGUAUGCGCUGGUCCCGAGUUCCUAUGUGAAAAAUUGUUUGCGCCGCAGACAUGCAGUCCCCCAAAUAACUACUGCAUAAACAAGCUUACCAACCAUAUAGAUGGGACAAGGAUGGUUACAAGACAUUGCGGCAACUUUGACACCUGCUACCGUGAGUGGUUCUUAGGAAGCUCUGACAGCGACAAAUGCCGUAACUUUGAGGACAACAACAUUAUCACCUUGGACUUUGAUUGUACAUAUUGCUGUACUUCAGACAACUGCAAUAAACCGAUUAAGCCCUUGGACAAAGACCUGUACAAGGACUUGUAACAAAUGUACCAAUU
Messenger RNA from Ruditapes philippinarum (Manila clam), 4542 nucleotides. RefSeq names its product mucin-2-like. Lineage: Eukaryota; Metazoa; Mollusca; Bivalvia; Venerida; Veneridae. Bases 248 to 4528 code for a protein of 1426 amino acids. The transcript has 17 exons. The record is from RefSeq and is a predicted model, not a curated record.